AAGAAGAAGAAGAAGAAGAAGAAGAAGAGAGGAGAAGAGAACCGAUUAUACUCCAAACCGCUAGAUGUCAGUGUUUCAAAAGAAAACCGUGCAUGACAAAGCCUGAGCUGUCCUUCCGAAGACUAACGAUGUAAAAUAAGUGGACGUUAAUAACUGGUCUAGAAUCAGUUCCACGUUUCGCCUGUAGUGAUUAAAAACUAGAGCGUGUUACACAAAGCCGAUCCCGUGUCAGUGUAAAGGGGAAAGUUCUAUCGUGAGCCCCCCCCAAAUAUCAAGACUUCAAUAUGGCGACGGGGGGAUUUCAGAUAAAUAAUACAAGCUAGUGUUUAAAUUUAAUAAGAAGUCUGUUACUCGUUGAAGAUUAGUAUGCCGGAAAGCAGCCGGUCGGUACUUACAAAAACGUACAGAAAUUUUUCAUAAUGGAAACGCGAGGUAUAGAGCAGAUGUUUGACUUUCAGCGGUUGCCAAGUGAUGGUCUGAUCCUGUUACUGCUGCUGCUGUACUCCCCAGUUGGCCUAUGCUUAAUGUUACUACGUAUAUUUAUAGGUGUACAUGUAUUCCUAGUGAGUUGUGCACUUCCUGACAGUUUUGUAAGACGAUUUAUAGUACGAGUCAUGUGCUCUGUGCUGGGCCUGCAUGUAAAACAAAACAACCUGCACCUAAGGGACAAAAAUGUCAAGUUGUAUGUCAGCAAUCACAUUACUCAGUUUGACCACAACAUUAUUAACCUCCUUACCUCCUGCCACACUCCAUUGUUGGAGGGCCCUUCAGGGUUUGUGUGCUGGGCACGGGGCUUCAUGGAGCUGGGCACUGUGACAGGCAGCAGGACUGAGCUGGCACAGACCCUGCGUGGGUACUGCUCUGAUCCUGAAGCUCUGCCCUUACUACUCUUCCCCGAGGAAGACACAACCAACGGGCGCGCUGGCCUGCUCAAGUUCAGCUCCUGGCCUUUCUCUGUGGCAGAUGCUGCACAGCCUGUGGCCCUGAGGGUGAAGAGGCCCUUCAUAGCUGUGAAUGUACCAGAAUCUUCGUGGCUGACUGAAUUGCUGUGGACAUUUUUUGUCCCGUUCACAGUGUAUCAAGUAAGGUGGCUUCCUGCAGUGCAAAGACAAGAUGAAGAAUCACAUCAAGAACUUGCUAACAGAGUCCAAGAGCUUCUUGCCACCGAGAUCGGUGUUGUUUCAACACAGAUCACCAAAGCAGACAAAGCUGAACACAUCAAAAGAAAAAGGCACACAGUUUCCAGCACCACACACCGGGAUUUGGGGGCCAGACCUCGUACUGUGGUACAGGGUUUUCUGGGCUCGAGCGCUGGAGCAGAGGAUCCUAGAGUGGUGCGGAUGGCACAUCAGGUGAAGGAAGUGCUACCAGAUGUCCCCCUGAGUGUUAUCACUAGAGAUCUGUUGCAAACAAACUGUGUAGAUACAACUAUUACCAAUCUGCUGGAGAGCACUGAGCAGUAUCAUACAGAGCCUGCAAAAGCUGCACCAUCAGGCCCAUCACGACCUUUAACCUCUGCCACUCCUACUGUUCCUGCUUCAUCACCAACUCUAAAGCCAACUGCCAAAUCUUUUGGGAAAUCACCAGCAGACAGACACAUGUCUUUACAAGACAGAAAAACAGCCUUGUAUGAUUAUGCAAGAAGACGUUACAUAGAGAAACAUGGCCUGGAUCUAGAAGAAAACUCAUGAGUGUGAACAAAUUUCUCAAGUUAAUUGAGGGACCGUUAAUUGGAGUUCACACAAUGUUCCUAAAACAAGGAGAAGAAAGAAUUACACUGACUUUACCUGCAGCAUUUGUAUUCAGCAAACGUACGGAAAGAAGGGAUGGAAAUAAGAGGUUUGGAAUCAGUUGACAUCAGUGGAUUUUUAUUAAUCCUCUUGCAUGGCAAUCAUGCAUGUCUUUUUAAUUAUUUCUCUGCGACAGAAAAAAGAUUAUUUUGGUAAACAGUUUGUACUACACCCCAGUACCAGUGAAACAUCUCAUAUUAUUUUUAUAAAGUUAAAAUUUAAUAAGCAGGAGUUUUGGCAUUGUGUGGUACCGAACAAAACCCAGUUUGAGGUUAUGGUGUAAGGAUAUUUGUUGAUUCAAUAUCAGACAUUAAAGAUCAUUUAUACAUGAAAAA
Messenger RNA from Ictalurus punctatus (channel catfish), 2125 nucleotides. RefSeq names its product AUP1 lipid droplet regulating VLDL assembly factor (gene aup1). NCBI's taxonomy places the organism in Eukaryota, Metazoa, Chordata, Actinopteri, Siluriformes, Ictaluridae. Gene Ontology annotation, cellular component: membrane. The transcript is spliced from 12 exons. Bases 420 to 1691 code for a protein of 423 amino acids. The record is from RefSeq and is a predicted model, not a curated record. Gene Ontology annotation, molecular function: ubiquitin binding.